AGAGCUGUGCAGAACCAGUUUCGCUAAGAACUGCUGAGCGUGAGACUGCAUGUACCUGGCAACAAGACAGUGUUAAACGAAGAAGGCUCGACAUAAAAAUGAAAAGACACGUGAGCGUAGCUGCAGCAAUCAUUUUGCAAGCGUAACUACCUUUUAGUCUGACGUCAGUUUCUUUUGACCUUCGGUCUUCAAAUACGGAGGUUUAGUUUUGUCGUAGUCAUCAGAAGUUAAGUACAAAAAUGAAUUCUUCGAAAUAUUUUAAUUUUGUUUUCUGUGCUGUGCUCCUUGUGCAAGUUUUGGUGAUUCAGAGCGAAGAAGAGUCGGUUUGUUACGCAGAACUAGGUUGCUUCUCGGUGGACGAGCCCUGGAGCGGUCCUCUACGACCAGUUCCUCUUCCUGAAGACCCCAGUGUCAUCCAGACAAGAUUCUAUCUUUACACAAGAAGGCGACCUACAAAUCGUUAUUAUGUGAAGACUUGGCCAAAUAUUGACAUGAAAAAUUCAUACUACAACGGAAGUAAGGAAACUGUGUUCAUCAUUCACGGAUUCAUGUCGACAGGUAACGACACCUGGCUGAAUGACAUGAAGAACGCUUACCUAAAUAACGUUGAUGCAAACGUGUUCGUUGUUGACUGGGGAGUUGGAGCUAGCGAUGGAGAAUACAACAAAGUCUGUGCUAAUAUUAGGGUCGUCGGAGCCGAGAUCACAAGGCUCAGCAGAUAUUUAAUCCAGAGAGAGAGGGCAUCGCCCAUAAGAUUUCACAUGAUUGGGCACAGUCUAGGGGCACACACCGCGGGCUACGUUGCUAAGAGCAUACCGGGAGUUGGACGCAUUACAGGUCUGGACCCAGCCCAGCUGUUAUUCGAGGGUUUCAAGAAGGAGGUGCAAUUGGACGCAGACGAUGCCUUGUUCGUGGAAGUGGUGCACACAGACGCUAAGCCCGCUGUCCCGCUUUUGGGGGCGGGCAUUCUAAGAGCAGUUGGUCUGCACCUGUUUGCUGCAGGACACGUGGAUUUCUAUGUGAACGGGGGUUGGAGUCAGCCCGGUUGCCAGAUUCCUGUUAUUAGUCUCCAGAAGAUUGCUUCGCGAGGCAUUUCGUUCACUCCUGUUGAAGAUAUUGUAGACUCAGUGAUAUGCCCUCAUAAUCGGGCCUUUGAAUACUACACAGAAGCUCUUGCCUACCCGAACUGCACUUUCUGGGGUAGAAAGUCUGGCUUUAUCAAGUCUGCAGUAAGCAUUCUGAGUCUCGGUUGGCUUUCGAGGGCUUUCAACUAUCCAUCUGACUGCUCCAUAACGACCUGCACUCCACUGGGAUUCAGAACUAUCGAUUUCCCUGCCAGAGGGUCCUUUGAGGUUGCUACAUAUAAUUCACCACCCUACUGUAUUUCAGAAGAACAGGUGGAUGCGAAAAUGGAACGUGAGCUAUCCUUGUAUUUAUAUAACAGCGCAGACGUCAUAUGACGAGUUAGCGAGAAGUCUGAAUAUAUUAUGUAGCUGUAUAAAAUAAAAGUUGUUAUUAGGUGUUUUUAAAACUUGCGUUGAUUGUCUGUUUUAUGGAGAUUGUGAAGUAAGUAGAUUUUCGGGUUAUAUGACAUUUGAGGUACUGACAGCGGUAGAGUAUCGGCAUUGGCCUUCUGGGUUCUAAUGACAUGUGUACUUGAGGUAGAUACUGAUGGUUUAUAAAUACUGUAAUUAGACAUAUACCAACAAUUUUUCUAAGAAGACUCAGCAGAAUUAUGUAUGCAUUUUAUACCAUCUAGUACGCAUGACCAGCCCAUUAUAACCUUGAUUUCACUAUCUUAAUAAUACUGUAUACAUCAAAGUUCCUCAUAAUGUAAUACUGUAAACUGCCCUCCAAUUUGAUCAGUCAAAUGUCCAAAUAUACUCCUGUGCACUUUGGUUUAAAAUAUUCUGAUUUAUCUGGAAACAAUAUGGGAUUAUCGUUUACAUAUGUUUGCAUUACUAUAUUAAGUGUUUAAAAUUCAACAAAAUUCAGUUGACCAUCUACUGAACUUCCACAUAAGCCUUAUUCAAAAUUAUACUACUUAUAGAAAAAAUGGCAAUGCUUACUAAAGAAACGGUGUACAGAGAGUACUAAAUAAAUGAUUUUGCCAAUUACA
Zootermopsis nevadensis is the source of this 2119-nucleotide messenger RNA. Its product is annotated as inactive pancreatic lipase-related protein 1. Gene Ontology annotation, molecular function: triacylglycerol lipase activity. The record is from RefSeq and is a predicted model, not a curated record. Gene Ontology annotation, biological process: lipid catabolic process. NCBI's taxonomy places the organism in Eukaryota, Metazoa, Arthropoda, Insecta, Blattodea, Termopsidae.